Molecule: messenger RNA, 1186 nt
Organism: Triplophysa dalaica
Lineage: Eukaryota; Metazoa; Chordata; Actinopteri; Cypriniformes; Nemacheilidae
Product: ecto-ADP-ribosyltransferase 4-like
Exons: 3
Coding region: 114-893 (259 amino acids)
Molecular function (GO): NAD+-protein-arginine ADP-ribosyltransferase activity; NAD+ poly-ADP-ribosyltransferase activity
Source: RefSeq, a predicted model, not a curated record
AGAAGAGUUACAGAGGAGCAGGUGUUUUAUUGAAAGAUCAAGAUAAAGGCUGUUGACGAUAAGGGUUUACCAUCACAGAAUUUCGACAGGUGCAUCUGAGGACUCAGACAAUCAUGAUGUUGAUCACUGCAGCUCUUAUUCUCAUCAUCACCUGUGACGCUGCUCUAGGACGGGAUCACGAAGUGCCUGUCAAAGGGAUAUUGGAUAUGGCACUGAAUUCAGUUGAUGACCAAUAUGAUGGUUGUUCGAAAAACAUGUCAGACCUUGUGAAGACAAAAUACCUACAUGAAGAAAUCUCUGUCAACAAAUCAGGCUUUGGAAAAGCUUGGAGAGAUGGUGAAGAAAAAAACCCUGGACCACGAGAUGACUUGACAAGAAACAAUUGUAUUGCUAUUUCUGUGUACACGGGUAGUAAAGUACACAAUGAAUUCAUUAAUGCUGUCAGGAUUGGUAAACAAGCGUACAAAAAACAGACAUUCAAAUGGUACUCGCUUCACUUUUUCUUGACAGAAGCGAUGCAGAGUCUAAAGAAAACACAAAAGAAAUGCAAAGUAACAUAUCGUGGUACCAGGGAUAGUUUCGAACAAAGGACUUUUCUGAAAAAAGAGAUUCGUUUUGGCUCAUUUGCGUCCUCCUCUCUUAAUAAAAAUGAAGCAAAGAGAUUUGGAAAUCUUUCUUGUUUUGAAAUCUAUACUUGUCAUGGUGCUGAUGUGACUAAAUACUCUGAGCAUCGUCGUGAGAAAGAGGUUCUGAUUCCCCCGUAUGAGAAGUUUAUCGUUACUGCUAUCAGGACAGGUCAGAAUGGUGACUGGUGUAAGACUGUGUACACGUUGAAAAGCUCUGGAAUACAAAGUAACUUAAACUGCGCUGUGGCAUCAAUCGAUUCUCAGUAAUAUUACACUUUUAUCCGAUCCGCAAAAAACAGUCUUUUAGUUAAAAGUAAUCAUGGUGAUAAACAAAUGAGAUGACUCUGAAUGUUGCGUUCAACAAAGACACUGCAAACUAUUUGACCAGUAUCAGAGGAAAGGUAGAAUGUCUUAUUUCAUAAGACCACAAUCCACUUUCCUCUGAUCAACACACAUUUUCUUGAAGUCAUGGAUAUGUAAAGUUAUGUACCAUUGCAUUAGAAAUUAUUAAAUACUCAGAAUGGACAUAAUACAUUUGUGCUUUCAUCCUAGAUAGCGAU